AUGAGGAUCACCUCAUGGAAUGUCAGGGGCUUAUCUGCCCCUGACAAAAGAUGCUUGGUCAAAAGGACUUUGGCCAAGUUGGAAGCAGAUAUUGUCAUUCUUCAAGAAACCAAGUUGAAUGAUGAGAAGGCUUUGGAGUUUAUGAAAUAUUGUUCAAGUUGGAAUGGAUACUUUCAGACUGCAAGGGGCUCGGCUGGUGGGUUGGGUAUUAUGUGGAAUCCUUCAAAUGUAUCUGUGGCUCCCAUCAUCUCCAAUGAGUUUUGGAUGGCAUGCUCUAUUAGUGGCAUUGGCACAAACCUGUGCUUUCCUCUGUUUAACAUCUAUGGGUUGACUAAAACCAUGGACAAAUUCAGAGUUUGGCAGGAGGUUACUAAUCAAGUUGCCCAAUUGGAGUUGGAUAAAGUCAUCAUCGUUGGCGAUUUCAAUGCCUUAUUGGACAUUGAUGAAAAGGAGGGUGGUUUAAGGAAAUCCACAAAAGGUAUGGAUGAUUUCAGAGAUUUUGUGUCGAACUGCAAACUUGUGGACAUCAUUCCCAAAAAUGGGAAAUUCACUUGGACUAACAGAAGGCUCAAUUUCUCAAAAUUCUCAGAAUGA
Cryptomeria japonica (Japanese cedar) is the source of this 594-nucleotide messenger RNA. RefSeq lists its product as uncharacterized. The transcript has a single exon. Gene Ontology annotation, molecular function: DNA binding; endonuclease activity; DNA-(apurinic or apyrimidinic site) endonuclease activity. Gene Ontology annotation, biological process: base-excision repair. Gene Ontology annotation, cellular component: nucleus. The coding region runs from base 1 to 594 and encodes 197 amino acids. Lineage: Eukaryota; Viridiplantae; Streptophyta; Pinopsida; Cupressales; Cupressaceae. The record is from RefSeq and is a predicted model, not a curated record.